UAUAUAAAAGACUCAAAAAGCAGAACAUUAUCCAAAAAAAAAUAUGAACAACAAUGCAGAGGCAGAGCAAGAAGAGGAGUUCAGUGAAUGGGUAGUGAUACAAACCUCAUCCACGAGCUCACCAGUCGACGCAUCUAGCCCUCUAAGCUCACAGAUAUCACAACCAAGCCAAGGCCGUGAUGAUGAUGAUGAAGAUUCUGUUGUCCCCGUCGUAGAAGAAGAAGAAGAAGAAGAAGAAGAUGAAUCCUCAAGCACCGUGAACCAGUCGUUUCCUUGGCGGGUGAUUGAGACUGCCAAGAAGCGACUGAAGGACUCAGGAAUUUUUGAGCGGGCGCCUUGUAAUUACGUGAGUAGUACAAGGGUGUUCUGGUCAUUCACCCUCAUUUGUGGCUUCUCAUUGGUCUCGAGCCUUGUUUAUGUGAAGAUCGUGAGAUGGUGGAGACGAUUACAAGAAGAGAAGCUGAGGUUUCUGCUUCUUCAGCUCAGAGAGAAAGAUCAGAAAAUAAAGGAGCUUAUAACUGAAAUUGGGAGAUUGAACGAGUCGAUAUCAUCCCGGCGCAGAGUUCGAGUGGUUCGGAUCUUGUGACAAGAUGCGAAUAUAUUUGUAUUGGCGAUUUGUUGUGCGACUAUUAUACAGAGUUAUGUUCAUAGUGUUAUAUGUGUGUGUAAGAAGAUAUACGAAAUUAAAGGAAAAUAGAGUGAAAUACAGUUUACA
Messenger RNA from Brassica oleracea var. oleracea, 715 nucleotides. RefSeq lists its product as uncharacterized. The transcript is spliced from 2 exons. The record is from RefSeq and is a predicted model, not a curated record. Bases 44 to 586 code for a protein of 180 amino acids. NCBI's taxonomy places the organism in Eukaryota, Viridiplantae, Streptophyta, Magnoliopsida, Brassicales, Brassicaceae.